Molecule: messenger RNA, 1542 nt
Organism: Letharia columbiana
Lineage: Eukaryota; Fungi; Ascomycota; Lecanoromycetes; Lecanorales; Parmeliaceae
Exons: 2
Coding region: 1-1542 (513 amino acids)
Source: RefSeq, a predicted model, not a curated record
AUGGCCUAUUCGCCCUCACCGCACAUUGCAACUCUAGCAGUAGCUGGCAGCUCCUCUCGAUUUCACCGUCACUCACCAUCCCCACCUUUGCAACACCCUAUUUCCAAGCGAGACAAGAAGCGAAACGUCAUGGAGAACCGCCUCGCUGAAAUAAGCAGCUCUUUCGCCGAGAAUCGCGACCACCUCUACCGCAAGCAGCUACAGGCUUUACAAGCAGACAUGAAUUACAUUCAAGCUGCACGUCUCUACGAUAAUCUGCCGUUGGACGAGAUUGGAGACGAAGGACCGGAGGAAACCAAUGCAAGUCCUGCUGCCAGCACAGCGGGUAGUCUUCGAAACGCCCAUCAAGCCCAUCUGAAUGGCCAUACGAGGCUCGAAGCCCCACAAAAGACUGGGCCACAGACUGCUGAGUUUAUACAAGAGAUCAACGAUGCCAUGGAACAGAGGGACGCAGAUUUGACUACCGUCGUGUACCGCCACAAUUUCCGAAUCAGAGAAGUGCAGAAAGAUAACAUGUAUAACGUGGAGGUCGCACUCAAAGAGCAUCGCCUCUUGACCGAGAACGUGCGCCAACGUCUGAUCCAUAGCGUCAACCAGAAGAGAUCGGCAUUGCUCAAAGAUAAGGAAAAGCUUGAUAUUGCUGAUACCAAUGCGCUUCUGUUCCAUCCGAAUCAGUUCAGCAUCAACAACUCUGCAAGCCCUGGAGGCCCCCACAGCAAUCGCAAGACUCGCCACGCUCGUCACCGCCUCGAGGCGGAGGAACUUGAGCCCGUUGGUGGAGCGAACAACAAGCGAAAGCGCAAAGCGAUUAUAGACAUCGAGAAUGGCUCUCCUGGACCCGUUGGACGUGACACCGAGCCAACCAAUCCACUCAAGGAAGCUAACGCCAGACUUGAAGCUCACCAAGCCUCUACUCCACUCUACUCUGUCGACCGCCUUUUCUCUGCUCGAGAGUUGGAUGUGAACCUCCAACAGGCUUGCUACGAUGUCAUCGCGGAGCAAAGCGCCAAGCGUCGUAGAAUCAAUGCCGACAGCCAGACUAACGGAGCUUCCACGGAUCCCUUCGCUCACGCCCUAAGCGAAUCAGACGAUGGUUUUCCGCAGCCUGAGUAUGGCGCAGAUGGUGAAGCUGAAGAUUUCCUAGCCGCAGCGGCGAUGAUGGAGCGCACUAACACUCAGACGUCGACUCAAUACCACACUACGCGUUCUACCCGCAAAACCAACCUUAGCAACAGCCAAUCCGCACGUGAGCAGCUCGGCGAACUUGCAGGUCGUGAAGCUGCAGUUCCUUACAUUGGGACCUAUUCGAAAGAGAAGAAGCGUGAGGAAGAAUAUCAGCGUGCGCCGCCUUUGAGUGAGCUGGAUGCGGAGUCAGACAUGGCUUUGUACGAAGCAGCCAUGAAGGAUGAUGACGCCACUAGGGGAGCGAAUGAGAAGCUGCUGGACGAGGUGGUCGAAGAGCUGGAGGAUCACGUCGGUACGCCAAUCGAGGAGAAGAUAAACUCUUUCUGCCGGGCCGAUCUUGAGGUGGAGGCUGCGUGA